GCAAACACUCGAGCUUUAACGCAAUCAAGAAGUCGUGAGCACCCCGACCCGACCCGACCCGACCAGACCACACCAUGCCCUAUCUGCUGCACCACUAUCUGGGCUUGCUCCUGCUCCCCCUGCUCUCUCUCGGGCUCUACAGUGGAGAUGAGGAUUACUAUGACUUCUCCGGAGGAGAGCUGCAGAACGAAGCGCACGCGUCUUUUUACAAGUGGAUUUCCAUCGCCAAGCAGAUGAGGAUAGACAUCCAUAGCGUCUGCGACGAGCAGUUUGCCCGGGACUUCCCAGGAAUGAGAAACAUGAGCGACUUCGACCAUCAGAGAAUUGAAACCCCGCUGCUCGGCUUCUCAGACGGGUGUCUGCCCUUCGAUUUCAAAGCCCAAAAAUGUGUGCAGCAGAUCUACACUGGUUUGCGGGUGUACCAGGCGUACCUUCCCUAUGUGGACAACGGCACAUCAGCUCGCAUACUGGAGAUUAAAGUCAGGACGGCCAGAUUAUUAGGUUUAAUUAAAGGAACAGGAAAUGUACAUGACGUAGAGGUUCACCCCACCUUCCUGAGGGAUUUGGUCAGCGGUACGCAGUGGAGAAAGAAGACGGUCACACACUCCAUUCUGUACAACUUCUUGAACUUCAUGAUUGUCACCAACAGAGCAAUCAACUACAUAAAGGCCAAGAAAUUAAUGAAACAUGGCGUGAAGGAAGACAAGUGGCUCUCAAAAUACGUUCACUGAGUCGUGUCUAAUAUUUAUUUAUUUAUCUAUUUAUUGGGGAUAUUUAAAAAGAAAUUUGGUUGCUAUUUAAAAUUAAGAUGUUUGAAGGAUAAGCCUGAGAUUAAGAAUUAGUCAAAUUGAAUGAACAUAUGAUGGGAUUGUAGUCUGAGUUACAUUAACUCACCGUGUAAGUGUUACAUUAACACGUCUGACUAUAUACAAGGUUAAAUAAAGCUUUAUCACAUGAA
This is a messenger RNA of Silurus meridionalis, 958 nucleotides long. It is a transcript of the gene il6, whose product is annotated as interleukin 6 (interferon, beta 2). NCBI's taxonomy places the organism in Eukaryota, Metazoa, Chordata, Actinopteri, Siluriformes, Siluridae. The transcript is spliced from 5 exons. Gene Ontology annotation, molecular function: cytokine activity; interleukin-6 receptor binding. Gene Ontology annotation, biological process: T-helper 17 cell lineage commitment; macrophage differentiation; myeloid cell development. Gene Ontology annotation, cellular component: extracellular region. Bases 75 to 731 code for a protein of 218 amino acids. The record is from RefSeq and is a predicted model, not a curated record.